AUGACGUCGGUACCACACUUUCUUCGGUUGAAGCCACGGGGAGACACACCAGGUGAUAGAGAAAAGGAGUGUCUCAUUGAGUAUCAAAACAACAACGAGGUCAAGUUCAAGGACACAACAAGUGCUACGAAGUUCACUAAGGUGUUCAGCGAGAUUUCGCAGCUCGACCUAUACGAUCAGAUCUUGAAGGAGUCCACGGAGGAGUUGUUCCUGGGCAAAGAUAGCGUCUUCUUCACGCUCGGACCCUCGAACUCUGGUAAGUCGUACUCUGUGUACGGUGAUGCUUCAAACCCGGGGCUUUCCAUCUACUCGUUGAAUGAGAUCUUCAACAAGAUUGGAGGUAACUUUGCAGACUAUAAGCAGUUCAAGAGAUACUUUGGGGAACACUUCAUGAUCACCUCGAACUCCCAAAGAGAUUCUCAGGGUGAAUAUGGACUCUCGAUCUCAGUCUUUGAGAUUUACAACGACCGUAUCAGGGACCUAUCCCUUGAUAGCAAGAAGACCGAGAACCAAUCUUUGGACAUCGUUACUGAUUCGAAAGAUGGUAAGAUCAAACCAAACAGGAUUAGGCAGAUCUAUGUCACGAACCUGGAGGACGCCAAAACGGUGUUGCAUAAGUGUAUCAAGAGAAGAGCAGUUAGUUCUACCAAUUUGAACGAAACCAGCUCCAGAUCUCAUUUGUUUAUCUACUUCAACCUUCAUAAGGUCAUUGGGAAAUGUUUGAAGACAACAAGACUCACCAUUGCAGACUUGGCUGGCUCUGAAAGGUCUAAAACUGCAAAGACUGAAGGUAAAGAAUUCAAAGAGGGCAAUUAUACAAAUACAAGUUUGACAGAGUUGGGCAGAUGUUUGGUCUUGAUGAAAUCAAAGAGAUUCGAUAGAUCUAAUUUGAGAACUUCAAAGCUAACAAGAUUACUCUUGACAGACCUUUUUGGAAAUUUGAACCAUAACAGGGUAAAGAUCUUGUUGACUUUGGAUCCAUAUUCUUCGUUGUCAACUAUCAUCCACGCCGUUAGAUAUAUUCAACCAAUUUCCAAAGUACAAAUCAAUUCUGCAAGAAAUUCGUUGGAAUCUACAACCAACGAUGAUUCGGAGUACGUUAAAGAGAUUCAUCAGUUAAAAGAGUUGAACAAAUCCCUCUCAGAUGAGCUUGAAAUGGUUAAGAACAAGACUGUGGAGAUUGAGAUGGACAUUAGAAGUGAAGUUGUUGAACUCUAUGAGCAAAAGAUCAGAGAUCUCGAGAUCAUCAACGAUAAGGCAAUGAAUGAUCUAAAGGAAACCCAUGAAAGAGAUGUUGAUGAGAAGCUUAAACUGCUAUCAGAAGAAUACGACUUGCAAAAGCAGAAGUUGAUCGAGAGCUAUGAAUCACAACUGAACGAUCUCCAAUCCCAGAUGCUUCAAGCUGAAUCCAAAUCCCUGGAAUUGUCGGAGCUGAAGGUGAAGGAGCUCGAGAAACAGAUUGAGGACUACAAAGAGAGGGAAAGACAAAUGCUGGAGAAAGACGUGCAAAAUUCUAAGAGAAUUGACGAAUUAACUGUCCAACUGUCCAAAGGCGAGAAGAAAAGACCCUCUGAAGAAGGUCUGGAGCAAAAUCAGUCUACAAAGAAAGUCAGGUUCAGUGGCGACGGCGAGAUAAACGAGCACGAUCUCGUCUUAAGCCCAAUUAAACUGAUAAAAUCAUCUCCAAACAAGCAUUUCAAGUUCGAGGACAACUACAAAUCACCUGGGAAAUCGAUCAAGAACAAUCACUUCAAAUUUGACACUGACGGACUGAAAUCAUCACCGGUUAAAUCACCGCUAAAGUCACCGCUAAAGCCUCUACGGGAAUCCACGAAUUCGAAUACGAGAUCAUCACCACUCAAAUCACCAUCAAAAGGUAAGAAGAAGAUCAACAACACCCACCACGUCGUCGAUACAGAUGACUACGACCUGUUCAACUAG
Molecule: messenger RNA, 1941 nt
Organism: Williopsis jadinii
Lineage: Eukaryota; Fungi; Ascomycota; Saccharomycetes; Phaffomycetales; Wickerhamomycetaceae
Product: P-loop containing nucleoside triphosphate hydrolase protein
Exons: 1
Coding region: 1-1941 (646 amino acids)
Biological process (GO): mitotic sister chromatid segregation; microtubule depolymerization; microtubule-based movement
Cellular component (GO): mitotic spindle astral microtubule; nucleus; mitotic spindle midzone
Molecular function (GO): plus-end-directed microtubule motor activity; ATP hydrolysis activity; ATP binding
Source: RefSeq, a predicted model, not a curated record